AUGCCCCGCCGCGAGAUGCCCUAUCAGAGCGAUCAAACUACCGGACCCCUCUGGAAUCUGAUACAUAAGAAAUGCAUGAUUCAGGAUGUCUUCCCAGCCACAUCUUAUCGCGCAAAGCGUCGAGCUGCAACAAUCCUGGACUCUGACGUGGCACGCCUGAGCAAGACAAGGCCGCAACUCGAAGCAACCCUAAUAUGGAAAAUUCGAGCCGAAAAGCCGGUCGCCCAGACAGCCAUCAUUGGUCGGGGUCUACCACACGCCAUAUGCUUGUGA
Messenger RNA from Penicillium manginii, 273 nucleotides. RefSeq lists its product as uncharacterized. The coding region runs from base 1 to 273 and encodes 90 amino acids. The record is from RefSeq and is a predicted model, not a curated record. Lineage: Eukaryota; Fungi; Ascomycota; Eurotiomycetes; Eurotiales; Aspergillaceae. The transcript has a single exon.